Molecule: messenger RNA, 419 nt
Organism: Coregonus sp. 'balchen'
Lineage: Eukaryota; Metazoa; Chordata; Actinopteri; Salmoniformes; Salmonidae
Source: the annotation of a GenBank genome assembly
AUGAAAGCCUAUGAUGAUUUCGAAAACUCUGUCAAUCAGGGCACUCCUGUUCUUGGGACUCUAGCCUCAACUCCAGAACUCAGAACUCCACCCAAGACAAUAGGUAAACCAAUCCUAGUCCAGACUCCACAUUCCAUUGUCUUUGUCAAUGGCAUCCAAUGAGGGGGGUUCAAAAAUCACCAUGAAUUUAGUUAUAUUGGCCCAGAGAGCAUUUCUAUUUCAGAGGACACAUAUUUAUGACAAUUUUUUUUACUUGUGAAUUGUUCAUUUUAAUCCCCUUGGACUUUGAAUGACAUUGUACAGCUGUGGUUGGAGCAGGCAUCGGUGGCACAGCAACAGCUUACUUCCUGAGACAGGAGUUUGGGGCAGUGGUGAAGAUCGAUGUGUUUGAGCCAGGCACGGGGCGACUGGCCACCUAG